GGGGGGCGGAGAUCCGAGAGGGGCGGCGCGGUGGAGGGCUCGGAGCAGGGCGGGCCGCAGCCUGUCGGCCCAGCACCACCUCUAGGGCACCAUGAACGCCAUCGUCGCGCUCUGUCACUUCUGCGAGCUGCACGGCCCCCGCACGCUCUUCUGCACGGAGGUCCUGCACGCCCCGCUGCCGCAGGGGGCUGGUAGUGGAGACGGCGCCGGCCGAGGCGAGCCAGCGGAUGAGGAGGAGGGUGGCAUUCAGAUGAGCAGUCGUAUCCGGGCACACAGCCCAGCAGAAGGUGCCAGCGCAGAGUCCAGCAGCCCGGGGCCCAAGAAGUCGGACAUGUGUGAGGGCUGCCGGUCACUUGCUGCAGGGCACCCCGGCUACAUCAGCCAUGACAAGGAGACCUCGAUCAAGUAUGUCAGUCAUCAGCACCCCAACCACCCCCAGCUCUUCAGCAUCGUCCGUCAGGCCUGCGUGCGGAGCCUGAGCUGUGAGGUCUGCCCUGGCCGCGAGGGCCCCAUCUUCUUUGGGGACGAGCAGCAUGGCUUCGUGUUCAGCCACACAUUCUUCAUCAAGGACAGCCUGGCCCGGGGCUUCCAGCGCUGGUACAGCAUCAUCGCCAUCAUGAUGGACCGCAUCUACCUCAUCAACUCCUGGCCCUUCCUGCUGGGCAAGGUCCGCGGGAUCAUCGACGAGCUCCAGGGCAAGGCGCUCAAGGUGUUUGAAGCGGAGCAGUUCGGGUGCCCGCAGCGUGCCCAGAGGAUGAAUACAGCGUUCACCCCAUUCCUGCACCAGAGGAAUGGCAACGCCGCCCGCUCACUGACGUCCUUGACCAACGAUGACAGCCUGUGGGCCUGCCUGCACACCUCCUUUGCCUGGCUCCUGAAAGCAUGCGGCAGCCGGCUGACUGAGAAGCUCCUGGAAGGCGCACCCACCGAGGACACCUUGGUCCAGAUGGAGCAACUUGCAGAGUUGGAAGAGGAAUCAGAAAGCUGGGACAACUCUGAGGCUGAAGAGGAGGAGAAAGGCCCUGCCCUGUCAGAGGGGGCAGAGGGGCGGGAGCUGACCAAGUGUCCAGCAGAGUCUUCCUUGCUCUCAGACUGUGGAGCCUGGCAGCCACGGAAGCUCUCCGUGUUCAAAUCGCUUCGGCACAUGAGGCAGGUCCUGGGUGCCCCGUCUUUCCGCACACUGGCCUGGCACGUCCUCAUGGGGAACCAGGUGAUCUGGAAGAGCAGAGAUUCAGACCUCGUCCAUUCAGCCUUCGAAGUCCUUCGGACCAUGCUGCCCGUGGGCUGUGUCCGCGUCAUCCCCUACAGCAGCCAGUAUGAGGAGGCCUACCGCUGCAACUUCCUGGGCCUCAGCCCCAACGUGCAGAUCCCUCCCCACGUGCUGGCCUCAGAGUUUGCUGUGGUUGUGGAGGUCCACACGGCCACUCGCUCCAGCCUCCCUGCGGUUGGGUGUGAGGGUGAGCAGCCUCUCAGCAAGUAUGAGUUUGUGGUGACCAGUGGGAGUCCGGUAGCCGCAGACCGAGUCGGCCCCACCAUCCUGAAUAAAAUGGAGGCUGCUCUGACCAACCAAAACCUGUCCGUGGACGUGGUGGACCAGUGCCUCGUGUGCCUCAAGGAAGAGUGGAUGAACAAAGUGAAGGUCCUUUUUAAAUUCACCAAGGUGGAUAGUCGGCCCAAAGAGGACACGCAGAAGCUCCUGAGUAUCCUUGGAGCGUCUGAGGAGGACAACGUCAAGCUGCUCAAGUUCUGGAUGACAGGCCUGAGCAAAACCUACAAGUCACACCUCAUGUCCACGGUCCGCAGCCCCACGGCCUUGGAGCCUCGCAACUGACCCCACCAUGGGAACAAGUGUCUAGGUGGCCUGCUCGAAGUGGCGAUGGCCACCUUGCCGUGACGCUCAGACACAGGUCUUUGAUGGCGGUCACAGGUGGUCCUAUAUCCGAAUGCUGACCUGACACUGUUUGCUCAGGAGUAGAAGCUGUUGGAGCUGAACUCUGCUCUCUGUGUGGGGUUCGCGCCUGGUGUGGUUCUUGGCACCAUCCCACAAACUUUGAGCUGCUCCAGCCCUGAAGAAGGCAGUUGGAGGCUUGUGACAGUUUGUCCCCUGCGUUCGCGCCCCCUGGGAGAGAAGAACGGACGGAAAGUAUGUAUAUCCUGUCUGUUCAGCCUCACCUGAGGUACCUCAGCCUCACUGUCAGAUCCUGUCAAGGUUAGCGGUUGAACCUUUCUAUUCUGGAAUUCAGCAAGGGUUUUCCAGGUUUUGUAUGUGUCGUGAGUUUCCCUGUAGUUAUGGUUUUUCAGAGUAUGUGCUAAUCUGGAGUCACUGCUAAUAACCUGGCUUCACGUCAGAGCUCUGGGAAUGGCUCUGGGUGGAGUGGAUGUUCCACGCUCAUCGUUGGAGCAUCUAGAAUUCGUGUUUUUAAGUUAUCUGUUUCUAAGUUAAGUUUUAACCACCACUCUUCUGCCCAUUCUCUGCUGUGGUUGCUUUGAGAGUAUCCUGAGCUUGAGGACAAGCCCUGAUCUUUUUGCAGAGAUGACACUCUGCUGAAAUGCCAACUGGAGUCCUUUGACUGGCCUGGCUCACUAUGUACACAGCUGAGACACCCGUUGUAGUUUUAUUCCAUAUCACUCUGCCCUUGAUUGCUUCUUUAAACAUCUACAUUUGGCUGCAGUUAAUUUUGGUGUCUUAAGACAGGUUCAUUGUCCCUGUGUACAUUUUUAAUAAGGAUUUGUGGUUUGGAAGGAUUUUCCAGUAAUUUUGCUGAUUUGUUUAUAGUUUUUUGUGUUUAAUUUAUAUUUAACAGGAAGACCAUGUUUAUAUGACUAGGUAUAUGUAUUGUGC
Budorcas taxicolor (takin) is the source of this 2842-nucleotide messenger RNA. RefSeq names its product folliculin (gene FLCN). Lineage: Eukaryota; Metazoa; Chordata; Mammalia; Artiodactyla; Bovidae. Gene Ontology annotation, cellular component: cytosol. The record is from RefSeq and is a predicted model, not a curated record. Bases 92 to 1831 code for a protein of 579 amino acids. The transcript is spliced from 12 exons. Gene Ontology annotation, molecular function: GTPase activator activity. Gene Ontology annotation, biological process: positive regulation of TORC1 signaling; negative regulation of transcription by RNA polymerase II; positive regulation of GTPase activity.